AUGGUCGUUCAACGUACACCACCGCCGGUGCGGAGGUCGCCGCGCAAGGGAAGCUCCCAACCACCAGAAGCGCCAUUAUCCUCACAAUCAUCACAAAGGAUCGGCAAGAUCGUCUCAUCGACACCAUCGACAUUGUCGCGCGCCGUUCCAUCCACACCCGUCCCGCACAACGGUGCCUCCGAUUUCCCCAGUCUCGAUCAGAUGGCUGCUGUAUCGAAAGAACAGCGCUCCGUGACGCGUCCAACCACCAACCGCGCUGCUUUCGCCGCCUCGUUCCCUGCUACCGCCUCCAACCACGUCCCAAGCUCACUGCCACGACCAACAGCUCAGGUGCGCAGCAUCCAGACCGAGCAGGAGAGCGAUGAGAAUCAGCGCUCCCGUGCGGCACGUAGCUCGCUCACCAACGGUGCCAUUCAACGCGUACGUCAGCUGGCAGGCGACGAGACGCCGCUCGGCGUGUCUCAAGCCAGGGCUGCGCGUCAAGCUCACGCUGCAAGCUCUUCCAAAGCAGAUGCUUCGCUGCUCGCCGACGACAGUGGCGAUAGCACAGCACAGCUCGUUCCCGGUCGUCGUGACGCAGCUCUGAACCCACUUCUCGCCAAUAUUGACGUCGAGAAUCCCCAGAUGCCCAGUCUCGCUCCUCCCGCCGCGUCGGCUGCACCGAGCGCUGCCAAUGCUGCACCACAAGCUGCAGACGACGCUGCCGCAGCAGAUUCGUCGACCGCGUCGCAGGCCUCCAUCUUUGGCACCGCCAAUCGCCGCAACGGACGCGACCAGCCUAUCGGUGCCGGUGCAGCAGCUGCAGGCGUCGCGUACGACUUUAGCAAAUACCUCGACGGUGAGCUCGAUCCUUUCAACCGUGCUUCUCGUGCCAAUCCGCGUCGAGAGUCUCGUCCCUUGUCGGCCCAACCGCCAGGCGACGACGGUGAGGGUGCCGCUGGCGCAGACACGUCUGGAGACACGACCGCUCGUGGAGGAUUGACAGCUCCUUCUGCGACCGUGCCAGCGACAGCGCCCAUCGAGUCCACUCCCCUCUUCAGCCGAGUUAAAGCGGCAGCAGCAGCCGCUACACCACGCAUGAGUCCCCACGCCAGUCCCAGCGUUUCUAGCCGCAAGCUCGCGCAUCUCUCUUCGCUUGCUAACGGCCACUCCACACCUACAGCCGCCACCACUGCAUCGUCCGUUACCGCCGCCGACGCCUCCACCGCCGCCUACAGCCGCUUCGAUCCAUCUGCACGCACAGAUCGUAUCCAGACCAUGGAACUCGGCGAGCUCCGCAAGAAAGCCACCGCCCUCUCGCGCGACCUCGCAGCCACUCAAGAAGCCCUCUCUGCCGCCAAAGAGGAGUCCGAGGGCUGGGCUUCCGAAUGCACGGGCUUGCAGGAGCAGAUCGCCACGCUCAAAGCCGCCAGCCAGCGCGAAUCGCGUGCACGCACCGAGCUCUCGGUGCGUCUCAGCCAGUACAAGAUCGAAGCCGACGAUCGCGCGUGGAAGCUGCUCUCGCAGCGUCGACAGGCUUGUCUCAUCGACGUCGCCCUUCAGCAUGCCAAGAACGAAGCUACGUAUCACGAGGGCAGAUAUCACGCUACCGAGUCAGAGCUCGAGGGUGAGAAGGAUGAACUGCGAAUCCGACUCAUGCUCGAAAAGAAGCGCGCUGAUCUGCUCGCCAUGCACGUCAAGGUGGCUCUUCGCGAUGGCGCAAGGUUGAAGAAACGCCUCGGCGCCAAGUCUGCUGCCGUGCUCGAGCUGCAGGCCGAGAACCAGAGCUUAGCGGAGCAGCUGGAAGAUGCGCAGCACACGCGCGGAUCGACAAAGCACGCGAGGGACGAUGGCGAAAUGGCAGCACUCAGACAGCAGCUGGAAGAGGCACAGGCCGAGAUCGAGACGCUCAACGAACGCGAUGCCAUGAUGGCAGAGACGCGCAAGACGUGGAAGGCGGAACGAAAGGAGCUCCUGGCCCAAGUCGAGCAGCUUUCCUCUUCCUCCUCAGCACCAGCUCCCGUCGCAAAGACGGUCGAAGCGAUGCGACCGCUCAAGACGAUCAAAUCGGUCGUUUCUGCGUCUCAGAUGCUGCCGCCUUCCUCGCCGGUAUAUGCAAAGAAGAAGAGGCCCAUGCAGGGUGCAUCGGAGCUCGAGCCUCCCUCCGAGGACGAAGAGGCUGAUCGACGUGCGGUGAUGGCCGCGACUGCGGUUGCGCGAAAACCUAUUGCGAGCAAGACGAAUGCACCUCUGGUGCCGUUUGCGCAGCUUUCGACUAAAGCUGCUGCUGCUACUAAGAAGAUCGUCAAGCCUGCCGCCAAACCCGCCGUCGCCGCGGCAGCACCGACCAAGAAAUCGAGCAAGAACUGGCGCGACGAAGUCGCCAUCACCGAUUCCGACGAGUCCGACUCUGAUUCCGACUCUGCAACCAAACGUCCGAGCAAGUCUUCGAAAUCGAAGUCCACCGCAGCCAAGAAAUCGAGCUUGAAGUCCGCCGUGUCCUCGUCGACUGCGGGACGCAAGACCAAACCGUCCAUGCCGAUCGAAUACGACGAUCAGACCGCCGAUCCCUCCGCCACGCCCAUCAUUCGAUCGCACAAACGCAUCGCUCAACAGGACAGCGAUGACGAUGACGAUGCUGGGCCAUUGGAUUCGAGUGUUCUCGCUAAAUUCGGACGCGACCGUACCAACCUCGCGACGUCGUCAUUGGCGACGAAGAAGCUGGCCGGUUUGAAGGCGAGUGCUGUGGGGAAGACGGCGGAUGCGGGGGUGGGCAAGAAGAAGAAGCGCAAGUUGUUGGGCGGCGGGAAUGCGGCUAUGCAGUGGAGCGAUGCGGGUGGGUUGGCGCCCAACUUUGAUAUCCCACUGGAGCUUUCGCCGAUCAAAGGUGGGGCCAAGGCGGCUGGUGGUGGGACAGGGGCAGCGGCAUUUAUGGCUGGGUUCGGGAUGCCGGCCAGAAACCCAUUUGCGUAA
Molecule: messenger RNA, 2952 nt
Organism: Pseudozyma hubeiensis SY62
Lineage: Eukaryota; Fungi; Basidiomycota; Ustilaginomycetes; Ustilaginales; Ustilaginaceae
Exons: 1
Coding region: 1-2952 (983 amino acids)
Source: RefSeq, a predicted model, not a curated record